Messenger RNA from Entamoeba histolytica HM-1:IMSS, 618 nucleotides. RefSeq lists its product as uncharacterized. The transcript has a single exon. Bases 1 to 618 code for a protein of 205 amino acids. The record is from RefSeq and is a predicted model, not a curated record. NCBI's taxonomy places the organism in Eukaryota, Evosea, Mastigamoebida, Endamoebidae.
AUGUCUUCUUGUAACGAACAGCUUUCUCUUUCUACAAUUAAUCCUAGGGCUAAAAGAAUAGAAAGUGAACAUGCAUUAAAGAAUGACAUUUGCUAUCAACAAGCCUUUUUAAUACUUUUAUUAAAUCAAUACCUUGCAAUUACUCUAAAGAAGCAAAGUAAAAAAUGUACAAUAACUUCUCCAACACCGUUAGUUGAUUCAUUAAUAAUUGAUCAUUCUGUGAUCAAUUUAAGAGAAUUCACUAAAAAACAAUGUGAGUUAAUUAGUGGAAAAGAAUAUUUAUCAAAUAAAACAGUUCAAAGAAGAUUUUCAAAGAAUAAACAAUAUUUUGUACAAAAUUUCUUGAUAGAUUGUCUUAGAGAAUUUAAUUAUCAAUUUGAUUCAAAAUAUUCUAAACCAACAUCAAAAACAUUACGACUGGAAAGAAUCAGAAAAGUUUUCUUCAAUUCAAAAUACAUUUGUUCUCAAAAUGAAAUUCAAAGUAUUGGUAAAGAAGUUAAUUCAUAUUUAGCUAGUCUUCUACAAAAGGAAAAGUCUGUUACGAUAGAAAAAAAUGAUGUUAUUUUGGCUCAAUACAAACAAUUUACAGAAAAAAAUGUUCUCAACAAUCAAAUGUAA